AUGUCCAAACCGGGCCACACGAUCCAAGCAGCCGAGAGGUGGCGUGCUCCAAUUAGCGUUCUCUUCAGCCGAGUCCGUCCUCACUCAGACGCAUCAUUAAGAGCGGAAGUCGAUGAGUUGACGGAAGUUGCGUCAAUAAGCGGAAGUGUGGCCGGGAUCCGGCCUGGGCUGCGGUCCCCUCUGGGCUGCCGCCCACUUUGGGCUGCUGCAAUGGAAUUCAGCGCCAAUUCCCUCCGGGAGAAGCUGCAGCGAGAGCUGGAAGCGGAGCACGUGGAAGUGGAGGAUACGACAAGCAACCGUUGCGCGUCCAGCUUCCGCGUCCUGGUGGUGUCCUCCAAGUUCGAAGGGAAGCCGCUGCUCCAGAGACACCGGCUGGUCAACGCGUGCUUAGCACAAGAGCUCCCGCACAUCCAUGCUUUUGAGCAGAAGACCCUGACCCCAGAGCAGUGGACCCUUCAAAAGCAAAAAUGA
This is a messenger RNA of Chrysochloris asiatica (Cape golden mole), 471 nucleotides long. RefSeq names its product bolA family member 2B (gene BOLA2B). Lineage: Eukaryota; Metazoa; Chordata; Mammalia; Afrosoricida; Chrysochloridae. Gene Ontology annotation, molecular function: 2 iron, 2 sulfur cluster binding. Gene Ontology annotation, biological process: intracellular iron ion homeostasis. The record is from RefSeq and is a predicted model, not a curated record. Gene Ontology annotation, cellular component: nucleus; cytosol.